GUAUAUUAAUAUUUUGGAUCGAGUUCACUAACCGUCCGUUUGAAUUUUUAAUGUAUUUUAUUAAAUUAUAAUUAGAGUUAUAAAUCGAAAAAGACAAAUAAAAGUAUACUAUUAAAUACUCCAGCAGUACUAAUACACAAUUAUUUUACUCAUUUGCUCGUUAAAUUUUUCGAUUAGAUGCUGUUAAAAAGAAUAAUUAUCAAAAUUAUAUCUAGUAUUCUGUAUUUAAGUGCUUUACCAAUUCAAAUAAAAGCUUACCAUCAAAAUUGUUCAAGAAUAAAAGAAAAAAAAAUGAUAUGACCAUAAUUUUGUUCUUACAAUGAACAUAACAUCAAACUACCAAUGUUCUUACAUAAAAUGUGUUCUGGAAAGCCUCUUAUUAUCUGUGAUUUAUGUGUCAAGUUUAUAUGUAUGGAAUUCACAACAUUCUAGAGAUCAUCCUUUGACUAUAAAGAAAAGAUUUCUUAGUGUAUCAUUUAUGUUAAUAUUUUCACCAUUAUAUACAUGGUAUUUUAUUAACGACAAAACUAAAGUACCUAUUUGGUAUUGGUUGGGUUUGAAAUGGGACGGAAUAUUUAUGUCUGCUGCAUCUUCACUUUUUUUAACAUGUAUAUUAUUUCUGGGUUCAAUAUGUUUAAUUUUUUGUAAAAACAUUCAAUUAAAAAACAUCAUUAGUAUUGAAAAUAUAAAAUCAAACGUAACAGAUUUGAUUUGGCUCAGAAAUUAUGUGGUAGCACCAAUAUCUGAAGAAUUUACCUUUAGAGCUUGCAUUAUACCUCUAUUGCUUCAAUGUUUCCAGCCAAUGACCACUAUUUUCAUUUGUCCCAUAUUUUUUGGAGCAGCACAUUUUAAUCAAUGGAUAGAAAGAAUGCAUGCCGGUGUACCAUGUUUAGAUGCUUUUAUUAUGUCAGUGUUUCAGUUUAUGUAUACUACAAUAUUUGGAGCAUAUUCAGCAUUGCUAUUCAUAUCUACUGGGCAUGUUAUAGGACCAAUUAUAGCUCAUAAAUUUUGCAAUCACAUGGGAUUUCCUGACUUCCGAGAAAUGUUUCAAUUUCAAGAGCCAAAACGUAGCUGUUUACUAGUUCUCUCAUUAAUUGGGUUAAUACUAUGGUGCAUAUUAAUUAAAUAUACAACUGACCCACAGAUAUAUUCAAACCAUAUGGAUUGGACUGAAAUGAACCAAUGUAAUACAAUAAACUCAAGCAAUAAUUUUGAGAAAAAAAUGUUGUAAAAUUGUAAAUACAAAAACCUUUAUUUACACACAUGCAAAAAGAGAAUAUUAUAUACAUUAAAACAUUUUAAUAAAAUUGUUUAGCUCAAAAAUGUAAUACAAAUGCUUCUAUUAAAUCGAAGCAAUCAAACAUAAUAAAAAUGUUAAAUUUAAAAUAAAAGACUGGAUUAUAGAAGAA
Rhopalosiphum padi (bird cherry-oat aphid) is the source of this 1409-nucleotide messenger RNA. RefSeq names its product CAAX prenyl protease 2 (gene Sras). Gene Ontology annotation, molecular function: metalloendopeptidase activity. The transcript is spliced from 7 exons. Gene Ontology annotation, cellular component: endoplasmic reticulum membrane. NCBI's taxonomy places the organism in Eukaryota, Metazoa, Arthropoda, Insecta, Hemiptera, Aphididae. The coding region runs from base 320 to 1231 and encodes 303 amino acids. The record is from RefSeq and is a predicted model, not a curated record. Gene Ontology annotation, biological process: CAAX-box protein processing.